AUGGCGCCUUUUGCAGAGAACCUGCGCAGUGUCCGACUCGUCUCAGACACCAAGCAUGAUACGACGCAUGUGGACCGAGACUUGUUAGAAGCCCAGUUUGAAGCACGUAUUGACGACGAAUGGAUGGUUCUGACUGUUCCAAACGGCGGUUAUAUUCUUGGUCUCGUUAUUCAGGCGUGUACGUUGUUGCAAGAAGGCUCACCCCAGCCCGAGCCACUCUACCUCUCCUCCCAAUUCCUGGGCUCUACAUCAGUAGGACCUUGCACAAUCAUCGUCAGCAGAGUCAAAAGCGGAAAGUCAUAUGUAAAUCUCACCGCCAAACUGGUCCAAAAGGCACGUCUUCUGGACGUUUCUGUGGUUCUCCUCCUUUAUGGGAAACUCUCCGUUGCUAAACACCCUUACGGCUCGUUUCCGGCGACUCGGAAUCAGCUCACCCUCGCACACCCAUCUGGGCUAAGUCGACGUUGCCCUAUCUCUAUUCAUCCAUCCAAGUGUAGUACCACUCCAUUCGAACGCCCGUACACAUUCAAGAAACAUCUCAUCCAAGCCAUCGACCCGUACUACGUUGCCAAAAUGGAACGCCUCGCCAGCCUAGAGCACGCUGGAAAUGCUGAGAGUGGAGAUCUUGGUGGUGGGAUAUUCGAAUGGGGAGGAUGGUACGAGAUGGUAGACGAAGGCGACAUCAUCACUCCCCCGCUCAUUUCGUUCCUCGGAGACGUAUCGCCUCUCCUCCUCCCGCAAUCUAUUGCAGCUAAACGCGAGGUUCCAAUGUGGGUCCCAACGCUUGGACUGUCGAUCGACUUUAAAUACCACGUCCCAGCACCGGGCGAAACUAUUCCAGGGAUCGCAAAGCGUACUGUCGGUAUCUUCUUUACCAGCAAGUUUUUGAUCGAGGGUCGACAUGAUGUGACAGCAGAGAUUUGGACGGCGCCGAGUGCCAUUGGACAGGGUGUUGAAGAACCAGGAUGGCAAGAUAGAAUGUUCUGCAUGGCACUCGUCAACCAGAGCGCAACGUCUGCGCCAGCUGAGAUGAACUUGAAGCACGCAGUCAAGAAAGGUUCAAAGCUAUAG
This is a messenger RNA of Serendipita indica DSM 11827, 1071 nucleotides long. NCBI's taxonomy places the organism in Eukaryota, Fungi, Basidiomycota, Agaricomycetes, Sebacinales, Serendipitaceae. The record is from the annotation of a GenBank genome assembly.